Messenger RNA from Cuscuta epithymum, 1069 nucleotides. The record is from the annotation of a GenBank genome assembly. NCBI's taxonomy places the organism in Eukaryota, Viridiplantae, Streptophyta, Magnoliopsida, Solanales, Convolvulaceae.
CGGUCCGUGAAUUACCUACCUCCCUAUUUUAUUUCACGCGGAAUGAACAGAGAAAGUGAUAGCUGACCAUCCUCUCUAUAGACGCUGGCCUUGUAAUUCCACUUGCUUUACCGAAAAUUCUCGGGUCGGAAAAAGUCCGGCUGAAUAUCUCGCCCUUCUUUUCCUGAUUCCUUAUUCAAGUUAGGGAUUUUGGGAAAAGCUACAGCAUCCAAUCGUUUGUCUUCUGGACGUGCUAUUGUGAGUUGUCAUAUCGUCCAGAAAUGGAUCAGAUUCUGAACAAGGCGGGUUCCUACUGGUUUAGCAAGAGAGCAAACAAGGAGCUGAAUUCCGUCGGGGACGACAUAAACUCAUUGCAAGUCAGUAUCCAAAGCGGAACCCAAUGGCUAGUCAACAAAUUGAAAGGAAAGAUGCAGAAGUCAUUGUCAGAACAUCUAAAGGAGUACGACUUGCCAGAAGGUAUUUUUCCCAGUGAUGUAACACAUUACGAGUUCAAUGAAGCGACAGGAAAGCUCGUUGUCAACAUACCGUCAAGUUGUGAAGUGGGCUACAGGGAUAAGUCUGUUUUGCGGUUUGAUACCACAGUGACAGGGUAUCUUCAGAAAGGAAAGCUAACUGACAUUGAGGGAAUGAAAACAAAGGUGGUGAUGGUUUGGGUAAAAGUCACUGCCAUUGCUUCUGAAGGACCAAAGCUCCACUUCACAGCUGGGGUACAGAAGACCAGGAAAAGGGAUUCUUAUGAGGUUACUAAAGCUGGAUUCAGUAUAGAUAAAUUUUAGAGUGUGGUCAAAUAGCAGUCACCGCAUGAAUAUAUGUUGUAAUGACUUUUGCUACCUUCUUUACUACUUGUUUCUUUGCCCAUUUUCUUGUCACGUGCUUUAAUGACAUUUCCUAAGGCUGUUGCGUUCGCUGCAACAUUCCUAAUAUUAAGUUACAAAGUGUAUCUGUGUAUGCAUGUUCAUUCCAUGGAUGCGGGCAUUUUCGUUAAUUUGUAACCAUUGUUUUCAUGCUGAACAAAACACCAAGUGCUGUUUAUGAAAAUUUCCAAAAAAUGAGAUAAAAAACUUGCAGC